AUGUCCAUUCUAAUAUGGAAUUGUAGGGGUGCGGCUAACUCCAAAAUUGGUCGAACCUUGAAACUGUUUGUGGAUAAAAAUGAUGUUGGUAUUGUGAUUCUUUUAGAGACUCGGUCUAAAAGUGACAAAUGUAAUUCCAUUUUGAAGAAGCUGAAAUUUGGUAAGGCUAUCUUUGAGGAAGCUAAUGGUUUUUCUGGUGGUUUGUGGGUUAUUUGGGAUUCUAGGAAAUUUAUGGUGCAACUUAUUUCUCAAUCAACCCAAUACAUCCAUAUGAAGAUUGAAUACAAUCAUUUUGAGAGUUUCCUUUGUACAGCAAUCUAUGCCAGUCCUAGGGAGGAGCAGCGUCAGUUAAUGUGGAAUGAUGUCAAGAACAUUAGCCAGGGGAUUUCUGAACCUUGGAUUAUUGCUGGGGAUUUUAAUGAUAUAAAAUCCAGCAGUGAAAAAAAAGGUGGUUCAAGGACUGAUCUAACCAAAUGUCAAAGAUUUUCUGAAUUUCUGGAGGCAUGCCAUGUGGAGGAUGUUAGAUUUUCUGGUUCAACCUUCACUUGGCAGGGACCAAAGUGGGAUCAUUUAGAUAGAAUCUUUAAAAAACUUGAUAAAGUGUGUGCCAAUAUUUUCUGGAGAUUAAAAUUUGAGAAUACUGAAGUCAGAAGUCUUCCUCGAAUCAAUUCUGAUCAUAAUCCUUUACUUAUCAAGCUAAAUGCAAUAAACAAGACUUGGCAGGAAAGGCUUUUCCGAUUUGUAGCAGCUUGGUUAGAUAAUCCUAAAUUUUUGGAUUUCAUGCACGAGAAGUGGAAUGGUUCAAAGGAGAUAAACAAAAUGCUUUAUGAUUUAACUCCUCAUCUUCGUUAUUGGAAUAAGACUGUCUUUGGUGAUAUUAUUAGGAGGAAAGAAACUCUGUUUAGGAAAAUUGCUGAUAUUCAGGAGAUUAGAAGUCAAUCUGAUUCUAUUAUGCUUCAAGAUUUGGAAAAGCAAAUUCAGUAUGAGUUAGAUCAAACUCUAGACCAGGAAGAAAUGUUAUGGUUUCAAAAAUCAAGACAUAGUUGGAUAGUGGAUGGAGACAAAAAUACUAGGUUCUAUCACCUAAAAACUAUCAUCCGAAGAAGUGUCAAUAAAGUCUCUAGACUUCGAAAUGAUUCAAAUGGCUGGAUUGAGGAUCCAGUAGAACUUAAGACUCAUGUCUGCAACUUUUAUAGAAGGCUGUUUCAAGAGGAAAAUCUGCAUAGGAAAUGGAUCUCUUCCCCUUCCUGUUGGCCUGAUUUAUCCAUGGAUGAGAAAAAUGAAAUGAUUAAAAGCUCCAAGAUUUCAGGAGAUCUCUAA
Molecule: messenger RNA, 1320 nt
Organism: Gastrolobium bilobum
Lineage: Eukaryota; Viridiplantae; Streptophyta; Magnoliopsida; Fabales; Fabaceae
Exons: 1
Coding region: 1-1320 (439 amino acids)
Molecular function (GO): catalytic activity
Source: RefSeq, a predicted model, not a curated record